UGUAAACCAUGGCUUUAUAGCUCUACCGUAGGUAGCCAUGUUAAGGGCUUUGUAAGCCAUGCCACUUUUUGCAAAGGGCUUUCGUGUAGGUUCAGGGCCUGACCAGGAACGAUGGCUGAUAGUGAAAAAAUUAGGGGAAGGCCAGUUCGCGGAGGUGUACGAGGUCAAAGACACAUUGGAUGCUGAAAAGCGGUAUGCUCUCAAGAUUGAGCGCCGGCGAGAUGUGCGCAGCGUCAAGCAAGAGUUUAAGGUGCUUAAAAAGAUACAAGAGCGGUCGCCCAGCAUGGUAUGCACUGUGCAUGCCUGCGGGACGUUCGACGACCGCUUCUUCAUGAUCAUGGAGCUCCUGGGCAACAACGUGGCUGAGGCGCGCAAGGCGGCGGGCGGCCGCUUCGACCUGGGCACCGUACGGCGCCUGGCUGCCAGCAUGCUGCGGGGGCUGGAGGAGGUGCAUGCGGCGGGGUUCGUGCACCGCGACGUGAAGCCAGCCAACUUCGCUGUGGGACCCGCCUUUGCGGAUCCGCUCACAGGCAACUGGAAGGUGAUUGACUUUGGUUUGGCUCGGCGCUAUCUGGACGAUGCGGGGGAGGUGCUGCCGGAGCGGACAGACACCUCCUUCAGGGGUUCCACGACGUACGCCUCGGUGCAUGCGCACGCGGAGCAGGACCUGGGCCGCCGGGACGACCUGUGGUCCUGGCUGUACUGCACCAUUGAGCUGCUGGAGGGCACCCUUCCCUGGCGCACUGACCAGAACAAGGACCCCGACAGCCGGGAGGCGGUGCUGCGGCUGAAGCAGGCGUGCAUCGCCGACCCGCCCAGGUACCUCCGACCCCCCGGUUCCAUCGGCGGAGGUCCUGCAGGCGGAGGCGGCCCUCAGCAGCAGCAGCAACAACAACAGCAGCAGCAGCAGUACCAUGCAAUGCUACAGCCCCUGCUGCUGGGUCCCGUACAGCAGCUCUCCAACUACAUUGCCUCGCUGGGAUUCGCCGACGCGCCCGACUAUGCGCUCAUGUACAACUGCCUGCAGCAACUGCCGGACGAUCUGCCGGGGCUUAUGCUGCCGGGAGGAGCACCUGGGAUGCAGCCCGGGGCGCCCGGGGGCAUGCCUGGCAUGUGGGGUCCAGGGGCGGCGGCGGCGGGCGGCCCGGCGGCGGGUGAGGCGCCGUACGGCCAGGCGGCCGCUGCAGCGGCGGCGGCGGCGGCAGCAGCUCAGAUGAUGUACCACCAGCAGUUCUUCGGGCACCCCCAGCAGCACCCCCUGCAGCUGCCCUUGCCCCACCCUGCUGCGGACAUGGCGGCAGCAACGGGCGGCUACUGGCCGCGCCCUGGCACUGCCGGCGGCGCUGCCGGCCCCUCCUGGGGCGACCCUGGAGCCAUGUUUGCCCUCCAACAGCAGCAGCAACAGCAGCACCAACAACAGCAACAUUCGCACCCUCACCAGCAGCAGCAGCACCAACAACAGCAUUCACUGCAGCAGCAACACCAGCAGCAGCAGCAACAACAACAACAACAACAGCAGCACCGAUACCCUAGUGGUACAGGCGGCGGACCCAUGGGUCACCAUCCCGGCGGGCCGCCGCCGCCCCCGGAUCCUGGCCGUUCCCCGCUACACUUCCAGCAUCAACCACCGCAACAACAACAGCAGCAACAACCAGGCGACAGCCCGGCGUCACCCUCGCCCCAGUACGGUGGUAGCGGUGGUGGCGGCGGCGGCCCCAUGCACGACCAACAGCAUCA
Molecule: messenger RNA, 1737 nt
Organism: Astrephomene gubernaculifera
Lineage: Eukaryota; Viridiplantae; Chlorophyta; Chlorophyceae; Chlamydomonadales; Astrephomenaceae
Source: the annotation of a GenBank genome assembly